GUAACGUUAACAAGGAACCAUCCAACAAGAAUGAAGACUACCCUGCUAUUUGCACUGGCACUAUUAGUCGCCUUGGUAAAUUGUCAAAGGCCGAAUGAAACAACCCCAAAAAAUACAGGCAAUCCGCCACCAGGCACCAGACCCCAAGAUAAAAACGCUGGCGUGGUGAAAAAAGGCUCUGAUGGUGGUCGCAUUUCAAAGCAGACCUUUUUCUCCGGCUCUUUCAGCUCAAAUUUUCCGUGGACAGUGUCCAUUUCCGUUGUCAAAAGCCUAUUUCCACCUGCAUCUCCUCCAACUGUACCGAUUCCGUCAUUUCCUCGUUACUGUGGCGGUUCCCUAAUUGACUGGAACUGGAUUCUCUCUUCAGGAUCUUGCACCGGCAUUGGAAAUCUUUCAGUACUUUUUGGAUCACAAGACAGAAGCAACCCGUUAGCACUAAACACCCUUUCCAUGGGAAUUCCAGAAAGUAAUGUCUUCGUCCACCCUAAUUUCAACCCCCAAACUCUUGAGAAUGACAUCUCGCUCAUCAAGCUUCCCUACUCAGCGCCGUUACCUACUUUGCUGAACCCUAACAAUUUGAUUAACAGCGUUUUGCUACCGACGCGCUCCGACUUGCUCAACCAAUUUCUCGGACAAACAGGAUUUUUGAGCGGUUUCGGACUAAACAAUUUCAACUUGAGUAACAUACUGGGCUGGACACCGCAACAGUUCAUUCCGAACGUGGAUUGCGCGAAAUACUUUGCCUCUGGCGCAACUAACAGCUUCCCCAUUCGCCUCUCCAAUCUGUGCCUCGUCAACAAUCUGACCAAUUCUAUCGCAGGCCUCUGCAACGUGGAGAGCGGCUCGCCUUUGGUGGUGCAAAACCCGAUCACCAAGAUCUUUUCGCUGCAAGGCAUCGCCUCCUUCCCGCCUUGGAAUUGUCUCAAAAAUUCACCUUUUGCAUUCACGCGCGUCGCCAACUACACUAAUUGGAUUUCCAGACUGACUGGACUUCUGAUCCCCUAAAUAUGAAAAACUGUGUUGUUUUUCCGUAAUUGAAAUAAAAGUGUGUUUCUGAU
Molecule: messenger RNA, 1058 nt
Organism: Neocloeon triangulifer
Lineage: Eukaryota; Metazoa; Arthropoda; Insecta; Ephemeroptera; Baetidae
Product: trypsin-4-like
Exons: 7
Coding region: 31-1005 (324 amino acids)
Biological process (GO): proteolysis
Molecular function (GO): serine-type endopeptidase activity
Source: RefSeq, a predicted model, not a curated record